AUGUUGCAUCAAAUUACAAAAUUUUUCAGUAAUUCAUAUUUUAGGAAUUAUUAUCCAAGCUCUUUCGCAUUUCCCAUUAAUAGUAAUAAUAACCAAAAUGAAAUUUUUGAUUUUAGAAGUGACACGGUUACAACUCCAACAGAAGAAAUGUUCGAAGCCAUGGUUAAAGCUAGUAGAGACCAUUCUACAAAAGAAUUAGAAGCCUAUGUUGCAUAUUUAACAGGAUAUAAAUCAGCUUUAAUGACAGUUUCUGGGACAAUGGCAAAUCAACUAGCAAUUCGAUCUCACCUUUUACAACCUCCUCAUUCGAUUAUAUGUGAUUGUCGUUCUCAUGUCUACACUUCUGAAGCUGGUGGAAUAGCUUAUCAUUCUCAAGCUCAGGUAAUUCCUUUACAACCAAACAACAAUAUUCACAUAACCUUUGAUGAAAUCUCAUCUAACAUAAUUUCAAGUGAUGAUGUUCAUUAUGCUCCCACAAGAGUAAUUUCUCUUGAAAAUACUUUAAAUGGAUUAAUAUUACCUCUCAGUGAAAUUAAAAAUAUUUCUGAUACAGUUAGAAAGAAAGGAAUUAAAAUGCAUUUAGAUGGAGCAAGGAUUUGGAACGCUUCAGCAGAAACAGGGAUUGCAUUAAAUAGUUAUGGAGAAUAUUUCGAUUCAAUGGCAUUAUGUUUUUCUAAAAGUCUUGGUGCACCUAUUGGAUCUGUAUUAGUGGGAAGUGAAGAAUUCAUUAAGAAAGCUAGACAUUUGAGAAAAUUGUUUGGUGGAGGUUGGCGUCAAUCUGGACCUCUGGCCGCGGCUGCAAAACUAGCAAUCGAAUCCAAUUUUCCACAAAAAUUAAAAGAAACUCAUGAACUAACACGUAAAUUCUCGGAAGGACUUUCUAAACAUGGAAUUAUUAUUACUGAUCCUGUUCAUACAAAUAUGGUAUUCAUUGAUACCGCAGCUGUAAAUAUUACUAUUAAAAAACUUGCCGAAAGUCUUGCACUUCAUGGAAUUCGAAUCUUUGAUAAGGAAGGUACAAGAACUCGUUUAGUAGUUCAUUAUCAAAUAACUUCUCAAGCUAUUGAAAAAUUUGUUCAAAUUAAGGAAAUAUUGAAAUGUACAACAGCUUGA
Molecule: messenger RNA, 1113 nt
Organism: Diversispora eburnea
Lineage: Eukaryota; Fungi; Glomeromycota; Glomeromycetes; Diversisporales; Diversisporaceae
Source: the annotation of a GenBank genome assembly